This is a messenger RNA of Ictalurus furcatus (blue catfish), 2364 nucleotides long. It is a transcript of the gene pcyt1ba, whose product is annotated as phosphate cytidylyltransferase 1B, choline a. The record is from RefSeq and is a predicted model, not a curated record. NCBI's taxonomy places the organism in Eukaryota, Metazoa, Chordata, Actinopteri, Siluriformes, Ictaluridae. The transcript has 8 exons. The coding region runs from base 364 to 1395 and encodes 343 amino acids. Gene Ontology annotation, molecular function: phosphatidylcholine binding; choline-phosphate cytidylyltransferase activity. Gene Ontology annotation, biological process: CDP-choline pathway.
UUGGCUGUUUCCGUGCUUUCCUCUUGUACCGGUCCACCAGCCUGUUUCCUUGUUGUUGUGCUGAUGCUGUCUGUGUGUGUGUGUGUGUGUGUGUGUGUGUGUGUGUGUGUUAUUUAAAGGGGAAAGGAGCUGUGUCUUUGUGGAUUUCUCAGCGCUUGCUGGAGGAGGACCAGGAGGAGCACCAGGAGGAGUAUCAGGAGGAGGAUCAGGAGGAGGGUGGGUGAGGGAGCGGAGCUCGAGGUAUCAGGUUUUUGUGGAGAGCAUCUUCACCGGUGGAGAGAGAGGAUUCAAGCAGCUCCAUACUGAUGCUGAGUCAGAGACAGGUGGAUCUGUGGGCCUUUGUUUCUGGAGCCUCGGGUGAAGAUGGAGGAGCUGGAACACACCUGUCCUCAUCCUCGGACGGCUCUCACAGAACCCGCCAUAUUUGCCCAGGAGACGAGCUGUGAGUGUCGAGCUCCCCAUGAGAAGCUGAGCGUGGAACAGGCUCGACGUGGCACUCCCGUGGACAGGCCGGUGCGCGUCUACGCAGAUGGGAUUUUUGAUCUUUUCCACUCCGGCCACGCCCGAGCGCUGAUGCAGGCCAAGAACCUCUUCCCCAACACGUACCUGAUAGUCGGAGUUUGCAGCGACGAACUCACUCACAAGUACAAGGGCUUCACGGUUAUGACGGAGGAGGAGCGUUACGAAGCGUUACGGCACUGUCGCUACGUGGACGAGGUGGUGCGAGACGCUCCCUGGACCCUCACGCAGGAGUUCCUGGAGAAACACAAGAUCGACUUUGUGGCGCAUGAUGAUAUCCCAUACUCCUCGGCUGGAUCUGAGGAUGUGUACAAACAUAUAAAGGAGGCAGGGAUGUUUGUGCCCACUCAAAGGACAGAAGGGAUUUCCACAUCCGACCUGAUCACUCGUAUCGUAAGAGAUUACGACGUUUACGCCCGACGCAACCUGGAGCGAGGAUACACGGCCAAGGAGCUGAACGUCAGCUACAUCAACGAGAAGAAGUACCGUCUGCAGAACCAGGUGGACAGGAUGAAGGAGAAGGUGCGGACGGUGGAGGAAAAAUCCAAACACUUUGUGUACCGUGUGGAGGAGAAGAGCCACGACCUUAUACAGAAAUGGGAGGAGAAGUCACGCGAGUUUAUUGGGAACUUCUUGGAACUCUUCGGUCCCGAUGGCACAUGGAAGCAGAUGUUUCAGGACCGCAGUGGCCGUAUGAUCCAGGCGUUCUCUCCUCGCGGUUCUCCCAGCAGCAGUCCUCCCAGGGAUUUCUCUCCAUCCCGCUCUCCGUCUCCUCCGUCCCGCUGGGCCAUGCCGAGAACCUCACCUCCCUCUUCUCCCAAAGGCGCCUCGGCCUCCAUCAGCAGCAUGAGCGAGGGAGAUGAGGACGAGAAGUGAGAGCGCGGACAAGGAGCAAGGACUCAUGCACCCAAAACACCUCACACACACACACCUUUCUUCAUUACCUGCACACUCCAGCAGUGACGAGCUUCACAAGUCUCAUCCCAGGAAAACAAAAACAAAACAAAAUGCGUAAAUACGUUGUAUGCAAUACCAGAUCGAGCGUGUCCUCUUUCUGAUUUUAACAAGUUCAUAUGAAAGCCAUUGAUUUAUUCGCUUCAGCAGAGAGGAGAUGAAGGUGAUGAGUGUGUGUAUAUGUGUAUGUGUAUGUGUGUGUGUAUGUGUGAUUUGCCUUUUCUUGCUCAGGUUUGACUGAAAUGUAAAGACUGUCCAUGUAAAGUACUGUACAUCUCUGUCUGAGGUUUUUAUCUGCAUAUUUAAGGACAGAGACACUUUAAGCUAUUUAUUAUUCUUGUUGGUGUCUGUUAUAAUCCUUCACAUCAUUAAAGGAACAGUUUGGACAAAAAAAAAAACAAACGCAAAACGUCCACGACGUAGUAGAUCGACCGAGACAUGUUCGCUGUCUGAUGUUUGCUUCUUUAGCUCCGAGUUCUGUUUCACGGUCACGGUGAUCCACCGUUUCACCAAAGCGGAACCUGAAUGGAGAUGUUCUCAACUGUGUGCAAAUUAAUUCUAUGGAAAUCCAAACGAUCGGCUAGGUCGAUUCCUCGGACCGAUCCUACGCUUCGUGUGGUGCGACGUUUCUUCAGUUCAUCGCUCACACAUACACACACCUUGGUUCUUACCUGCCAAUAGUUCCCACAAAAAAAAUUAUAAAAAAGGAAGAAAACCUUAUAACUGUGGUUUCAUCUUAUCCUGUCGUACAAUACGAGCUCACGUUAAACGUGAGGAAGAAGAAUAACGCUUGGAAAGAAGCAGCAGAGAGUCUUUGGUGCUUUUGGUGCGUGAGCGUAGCAAGAGAGUUAACUCGCUUUGCUAAUCUAAUCUAAUCUUAUCUGAGGACAU